CCCCCGGGGCGGGAGGGGGUCGCGUGCCCGGCGACAGACGCGCCCGCCAAGGAGGGGAGGGGGCGGAGUGGCCGGGGCGCGUGCCUCCGCCUGCACGUGAGAGUCUCCCUCCCUCGCGCUGGGGCCGGCGCUGUCCCCUGCUAAUGACACCGCUGCUGCAGGGAGCGUGACUUUGCCAUUCCCUUCCUGGGUCUCCCGCCGCGGGCAAGAGGCUAAUUACCAGCUGGGGAUUCGGCCACUCCCCCCCGGGCCCUGCUGGGAGCCAGGCUGCCCGUGUUCUCUUCCCCACCAGCUUGGUGGCUUGAAAGGAUGGCCGGCUUAUAUCACCAGGCAGAGACCCUGGAAUAAUGAUGUGAGCUCAGUGAACAAAAUAAACAGCUGUUAGUGCAAUGAAGUGUGGAGACUGCUACAGCACCAAUGGAGGAGUAGCAGAUCAGGCAUUUGUGACCCUUGGUAGUGACGAUGAUUAUUGCCAAGGAGCUCUGGUUCUUGGGCAAUCCUUGAGGAAUCACGUGACAUCUAGAAAGCUGGCUAUACUAAUUACACCACAGGUCUCCAGUGUGAUGAGGGCUGUGCUCUGCAGUGUGUUUGACGAGGUGAUUGAAGUGGAUGAGAUUUACAGUGCUGAUUCAAUGCACUUGUCUCUGCUGGAGAGGCCAGAGCUGAGUGUAACCUUCACCAAACUUCACUGUUGGACUCUCACUCAGUAUAGCAAAUGUGUCUUUAUGGAUGCAGACACUCUGGUGUUAUGUAAUAUCGAUGAACUGUUUGAACGGGAAGAGCUUUCAGCAGCUCCUGAUUCUGGCUGGCCAGACUGCUUUAAUAGUGGUGUGUUUGUCUUUCGACCUUCCUUACAAACCUAUAACAACCUGCUGCAGUUUGCUACUGAGCAUGGCAGUUUUGAUGGUGGUGAUCAAGGCUUAUUAAACAGUUUCUUCAGUAAUUGGGCAACAACAGAUAUUGGCAAACAUUUACCAUUUAUCUACAACUUAAGCAGUAGUGCUAUUUACACCUAUGUUCCUGCUUUCAAACAUUUUGGCAGAGAUGCAAAGGUCGUUCAUUUUUUGGGGUCAACAAAGCCAUGGCACUAUACGUACAACCCUCAGACAAGAACAAUUAUGCAUGAUGGUGCCACCUCAGGAUCUCCAAAUCAGUUCUCAUUUCUUCAACUCUGGUGGAAGAUAUACUAUGCUAACAUAUUGCCUUUGUUAGAAAAAUGUCAAGAGAUGGCAAAUUCAGAGUCCCAGGGACAAAAGCAUGUUUUCUAUGAUGAUGAAAUUAGACUGAAAAAUGAGACUCCUCUGGUUAUCAAUUCUCUGCAAAUACCCACAUUUCUAGAACAAACAUCUGAAAUGGACAUCACUGCUUCUGCACCUGAAGAGUUUGAUAAUAAAAUCACACCUGUAGUACCUCAAGUUGAACAACGCAGCUCUGAAGUCCGUCUCCCUGAGCCAAACCAACCAUUAGAGCAGCCUGUCUUUCAUCCUGCCCCACAACAAACCUUGAAGCUGGAUGAGACAGCCCACCAUAUUUCUGAGCUAUCCAUUCAGCUCAAACCAGAGGCACCAAAUGCAGAAGAUGAACGCAAGAAGUGGGAGGAAGGCCAUAUAGACUACAUGGGGAAGGAUGCUUUUGAACAUAUUAAAAGAAAAUUGGAUACAUUUUUAAAAUAGCCUUUAUUGUAAUGCAGUAUAUCAACCUGCCACUGUUUGCAUUUGUGGUGUACAAUGCGAUCCCUGGUAUGCUUUAUUAUAUUCCUUUGAUAUUGAAGUUUAAAAUGGGGUGACUUUAUUUUUAAGGGGAAAAAAUGCAACUGUAGCACCACUAAUUUUUAACUCAUGCGUGCCUCAUUUAUUGUUAACCCGUAGUGCCUCAUGAAGAGCAGAAAUUGACAUCUCCACUUGACAACUCUGAAUUAAGGAAAAAGGCCUAUAGUAUUCUGUAUUAAUGUACAAAAUAUUAGAAUUGAAAAUGUUAAACUUCUACAGGAGAUUAUAUUAACAUUUAAACUUUUUUAAAAAAUGCUGCAAAACCGUUUUUAUGAAAGCUUUUUCCAUUGGAACCAAAAUUAUAGCCACAACAUCUACUGUUAUACGUAAACUGACAAUCAGGAAAAGCUGAAGGUGGAAAUCCUGGCUUUACUGGGCUAGGAUACUCCAAGAAGUCUGCUGGGGACUGUUCUUGUAUCCUGCUUUAUGUGGAAGAUGCUCCGGCACAAAGCCGCUUAGGCAGUAGUACAACUCUAAAAUAGAUUGUAAAGUUCUAAUUAUGUAUUUUUAUUAGCUGAAUGGUUGAGGGGAAAAACACAGUAUAAGCCUUCAUAACUAGCAACUAUUCUGUCUCAUUCUGGUGAUUUAGAUGAAUUUGUUUACUAGUGCUCCAAACUGCAUUUCACAAAGAUACUAAAUACAUUAGAUGAUACUUGUCUUCAUUGCAUGCAGUUUGGGUGCAUCUGAGACCGAUAAACUGAUACCUAGUAAAUAAAACUGCUGUUAGUUUAUUGCUAACUAAGGGCCUAUUUCCAGAAACAAAUACAACUGUGUGUAGUGUUACUGUCCAUAGGACUGUGCUGUAUUAACUAUACUUGCGUGAGUGCUGCUUUGCAGAUUUGGGCCUUUAAAGUUAAAUCUAAUCACAUUGUUAAUAAAAAUAUAUUGCAAAUGAUAGAAAAUUGAUAUUUUUCUAAUUUGAUAACUCUUGCAUUUCAACUUGAAACUUCACGUCUGAUAAUACCAAAAGGGAGAAAAUAGUAUUAUACAACACUUGAUGCAGACUUCAAACAUUUUGGGUCAUAUUGUGUUACCGAUAUAAAUUGUAGAACUACCUAAUAACAUUUUGGAACUCUGCUUUUUU
Molecule: messenger RNA, 2853 nt
Organism: Pelodiscus sinensis (Chinese soft-shelled turtle)
Lineage: Eukaryota; Metazoa; Chordata; Testudines; Trionychidae
Gene: GYG2
Product: glycogenin 2
Molecular function (GO): glycosyltransferase activity
Source: RefSeq, a predicted model, not a curated record